AUGUGCAAACACGUCCUCAACGCCCAAGUCUCCAUCCGCUCCCCCUGCUGCCAAAAAUGGUUCGACUGCGCCGAGUGCCACGCCGAGGCCGAGGAGCACCGUCUGCUGCAGCGCAUCGAGAUGGUUUUCGCCUGCAAAAAGUGCAAAAAGUGCUUUCGAAAGGAUACGAGUGUGUGGGACGAGAGUGACGAGUAUUGCCCGCAUUGCGAUAACCAUUUCGUGAUUGAGGCCAAGACGCCGCAGGCCGCGCUGCGGAUUGAGGGUGAUGAUAUUAGGAAGAACUCUAGGAUGGUCAAGGACGACCGUGUAAAAGACGAAGACAAGCGUGGGUUCCUGACGGAGGACGACAUGGUGAGCCGGCUUGGGUAG
Morchella importuna is the source of this 369-nucleotide messenger RNA. RefSeq lists its product as uncharacterized. The transcript has 4 exons. Gene Ontology annotation, biological process: protein import into mitochondrial intermembrane space. Lineage: Eukaryota; Fungi; Ascomycota; Pezizomycetes; Pezizales; Morchellaceae. The record is from RefSeq and is a predicted model, not a curated record. Gene Ontology annotation, cellular component: mitochondrial intermembrane space. The coding region runs from base 1 to 369 and encodes 122 amino acids. Gene Ontology annotation, molecular function: zinc ion binding.